GAACAACAGUACUCUCUCCUCUCUGCAGCCAGCCUAGAGUCGUGUCUACUCGUUGUAUCGGUUCGCGCAGGCUAUCCCCUCCCGAACAAAGCACACCGACUAUCAGCAGCCCACCGCGCUGAAACGAUUCCUGAAUACUGGGAAUUACACACCAUACCCACAACUCAACCAAACGACAAGAGCACACAUUUGGCAUCAUGAAGUACCUCGAUCUGUGCGCCCUCCACGAGGUGAAUCUCGCCCUCAACUUCGACACUCAAGACACUGCGAUUAUCGGCGGAUGCGAUCUGUGGACCGUAAAAGCGGCAGGAAGCGACAAGAAACUAUACAAGCGCAUUGAGAAGACGCUCGAGGAGCGGCACAAGGACCUGUUAUCGGCGGUGGCGGGGCUGUCUGAGCAAUCGGCCGCCCAGUUCGCAGACCAGCUCGACAUCUCAAGAGACACUCCGUUUGGCAGUUUCAGCGAAGCCGCUAACCGCCAUACCUUUGCCUACCUCAUCGCGACACUCAAUGCGACGCACAUCGACUACGAUUUCGCGAAUACACUGAACCCUGACGAAUUCCGCCGUGAGACCAUACACAGCUUCAUGCACAGGGUCGACACUACUAUGUACUACCUCCGCCCGCAGGUCUACUCGGCCGGUCUACCUGCAGGUGCCGUUACACCGCUUGGCUCACCAAUAUGGAGUCCACGCAGUUGGCACCUCCUCGACACCGAGAUGGACAUGAACAACUGCGAAUACUACGCUUGGGAGCCAUCAGACGAUCCGUUUGCUGACGACGGUGCGAUAUGGAGCCACCACUUCUUCCUCUAUAACAAAGAGCGCAAGCGAGUUGCGUACUUUUACCUACGUGGCGUAUCCGCUCUCUCCAACUCACCCAGCGUCGCAAUGUCGCUCAUGUCCAAGUUCAAGGCGUCAAAAUACGAAUCGAGCGCCAAUGCGGGCAGCAGGAAGCGUGCCGAAUAUUGGCUCGGUGACCGUGCGCGGAAAGGCCUCGAAGCGUACGGAGACAGUGAUGAACUUGACAACAUGGUCAUUGAUCACCCAGGCGAGGUCGUUGAUGCUGAGCAACAACGUUACCUACCUGUGAGAGAGAUGAGUAUGGACGCCGAGUACUACGAGAGUGACGAAGACAGCGAUGUCGAGUCCCUGGUAGGCAGAGAGCGGGCCGCACAUGUCGGUGAUGAACGAUGGCGAUAA
Molecule: messenger RNA, 1202 nt
Organism: Pyrenophora tritici-repentis Pt-1C-BFP
Lineage: Eukaryota; Fungi; Ascomycota; Dothideomycetes; Pleosporales; Pleosporaceae
Source: RefSeq, a predicted model, not a curated record